Molecule: messenger RNA, 1308 nt
Organism: Uncinocarpus reesii 1704
Lineage: Eukaryota; Fungi; Ascomycota; Eurotiomycetes; Onygenales; Onygenaceae
Exons: 2
Coding region: 1-1308 (435 amino acids)
Biological process (GO): maturation of SSU-rRNA
Cellular component (GO): cytoplasm
Source: RefSeq, a predicted model, not a curated record
AUGGAUUACGAUAGCGACUCUUCUGGCUUGGAUGACGAUGUUCAGGGAGAUUACACUACGACCUCUGUUUUGCUGGGAUUCGCUGAAGACGAAGCCACGGACGAUACAACCAGUCACUUGGGUGGAUGGCCGACAUGGCUUGACCCCUCAACCCCGCCGCCAGGCAACUUCGCCAAAUGCAAAUCUUGCAACGAUCCCAUGCCAUUGCUACUUCAAUUAAACGCUGAUCUACCGGAGAAAUUCCCGCAUGAUGAGAGGUGGUUGUAUAUUUUUGCAUGCACGAGACGGACGUGCAAUAGGAAGCAAGGAAGCAUACGGGCACUGCGGGGUGUGAAGAAACAUAAAAUGACGAGCAAUACUCAGAAAGAUGAGGCCAAGGCAAAAGACAAAAAGGAACCGAAAGAAUCGCCGGUGCCCCAACAAAAUAUCGGCGCGACUCUGUUUGGCGUUGCGCCUGGAAACCCAAGCGCUACAACGAAUGCCAACCCGUUUUCCACCACGUCAGGCAGCACUGGGUCGCUAGCCAACCCAUUCGCGCAGCUCUCAUCACCGUCCACGCUCGCAGCUAUCCCUCCCCAAAAGCCAGUGGAUGAAGCACAAAAGGAAGACCGAUCCCUGCCCGAAUCCUUCGCCGACAAAGUCCGCCUCUCACCAUCAUCACCAUCCUCCUCCCCUCCCCCCACCAAAACGCCAGAACUCACCGGCCCCGUAGAGCCAUGGCCCGCCCAAUCCUCCUUCCCCCCUCCAUACCGACACUACUUCCUCGACGCCGAAUACGAAACCAUCUCCCGCCCCUCCACUCCACGCGUCCCUUCCAACGUGCAAAUCGGAACCCUCGACGACGACCCUUCUUCAGCAGGCGCAGCAGAGGGAAAAGACACCUUCGAAUCAUCAAUCGACAAGUCCUUUCUCAAAUUCUCAACGCGCCUGGGCCACAGCCCGGAGCAGGUUCUGCGGUAUGAAUUCCGCGGAACGCCGUUGCUCUACUCGACCACGGACGCGGUGGGCAAGUUACUCUCCCCGUCGACGGGUUCCGCGCAUGUCAAGGUGUCCGCGGCGGCGAGGAUGCCGCGGUGCGGCGUGUGUAGCCGCGAGCGGGUGUUUGAGGUGCAGCUGGUUCCGUAUGCGAUUACGGUGCUGGAAGAAGGGAGGGAGGGGAUUGGUAUUGGGAAGGAUGAAGGGGGGAUGGAGUGGGGGACGAUUAUCGUGGGUGUUUGCGCUGGGAACUGUGGGUUGGAGAGGGAAGGGGAGGUUGGAUGGAGAGAGGAGUGGGUGGGUGUGCAGUGGGAAGAGAGGGUUGGGAAAUAA